This is a messenger RNA of Gregarina niphandrodes, 2004 nucleotides long. RefSeq names its product SprT-like family protein. The coding region runs from base 1 to 2004 and encodes 667 amino acids. Lineage: Eukaryota; Apicomplexa; Conoidasida; Eugregarinorida; Gregarinidae. Gene Ontology annotation, cellular component: nucleus. The transcript is spliced from 2 exons. The record is from RefSeq and is a predicted model, not a curated record.
AUGUCGUACGUGGAGGACAUGGUAAGUGACGUGCUCCGGCGCACGACCAAGUCUGCAGACACAGCAAGAGGAAAUCUAACGGCUCGAGCGGCGACGGCCACUCGGCCCAAGGUGAUGAGCACUUGGGUCUCCGGCCGAGAGCUGAGUGCGAGCCAACCUGCUGAGUAUUUCCGUCGCGCUGCCACGUACGACGGCGAAGGCAUGUCCGAGGAGGCGCCGCCACCGUCUUGCGAUAAUUACCGGUUCUCCUUCGGCAGGCUGUCCUUCCGCCCCGAGUCUAAACAAAACUCAGGCUCUGAAACUAUGCCUUUGUCGGCGUGUGUGCGCUCAGAAGCAGCGCCCCCUGGAACAGGAUCUGACAAUGGGACGCCCAGCGACCGACAAUGCAGCAAGGCGACGGACGUGAAAAACAACGGGAAUGGAGGACACUACGGAGAAGACUACGGGCUGAAGAUCAGCGAGCCGAAGAUUAGCGAGGCUAAAGGAGACGAAGAAGAAGAAAACCGUGUACAGUAUUCCAAAAAUAAGACCGGAACCGGUGAAACCAAUACUGGUAUAACCAAUACUGGUAUAACCAAUACUGGUAUAACCAAGGCUGGUAUAACCAAGGCUGGUGGUUUGUUUCCUGAGUGUGUAUCCCUGGAGGAGGAGUUGUUCCCUGAGGGGAGUCUGCCCCCUGAUGGAGGUUUGACCCCUCAGGUGGGGUUAACCCCUGAAGGGGGGUUGUCUCCAGAAGGAGACUCGGACAAGGACCUAUGUGUCAUUGAUUCUGAGUUGUCGCGGCCGACAACUCCAUUCCGACCUACUCCCGUCUCGGUGACUUCUCGACCGCGCACUCCUUCCCGCACUCCUUCGCGUACACCUUUGCGCACACCCGCGGUCGAGACGCCGAAUUUCUCCCCUCCGCAAGAAGACUUGGGUCGCGGUCCAUCUCGGGACGACGGGCGGCUGGAGGACCCGACAACAUCGCCGGAAGAGGAGGCGGGACUAAGUUCGGGCGAGGACCACAAGAAGAUCACGGCUCGGGCGGUCGCCGCAAAGAAGGUCACCUCGCGCAAUCGGGGGCGCUUGGCUUCGCUUUGGUACGAUAAGUUCAACGAAGAGGUCUUCGAUAAUCGACUCCCAGCCCGGCUCGACAUAUUGUGGAAUCCCCGGUUCACCAACUCCGCUGGUCGAACUGCGUUCCAAGUCCAAACGGGCAAAACGGUGUUUGCUGACAAAGGUGUCUCCGUGGUGGUCACGGGCAAAGCUUGUGAUGGGCCGGCUUGCGAUGGGCCGGCUUGCGAUGGGCCGGCUUGCAAUGGGCCGGCUUGCAAUGGGCCGGCUGGCGACGGGCCGGUUUGUGACGGGCCGGCUGGUGACGGGCCGGCUUGCAAUGGGCCGGAAGGAGCGGAGUGUGUGUCACGUCCUCCUAUGGCGGACGAGUUGGAUGGAGAGCUGCACACGGGGGCGGACGAGGACUGUUUAUUUAAUAGUAACGAGGCAUUGUUCCCGGUGAAGAUUGAGUUGAGUACGAAGCUGGUGACGUCUGUGGACCGACUGCAACGAACGUUGUUGCAUGAGAUGUGUCACGUGGCACAGGUGUGUUUGGACGGCAAAGAUCGCGGGAAGGCGCACGGUCCCGUGUUCAAGAAAUGGGUGGCGGUUGCGUCCCGACGGUAUCCUUCCGUCCCCGUGAGCACACAGCACUCCUACACUCUCGAAGGACCGCAACACCGGUGGCUGUGUCAACACUGCAGGCAACCCUACCAACGCAAGACCAAGACUAUCAACAUCAAGACGCAAGCCUGUAGCUGUGGGGGCGCGCUUGAGUACUUGGGCAAAUUCGACAGCGCCGGUCGCAAGGUGUCCAAAAAGAAAUGCAAUGCGUACCAAGCCUUCUGCAAAAAUAACUACAACCGACUCCUCACGAUUUACAAAGAUCCCAAACUCACCAUGAAGCACCUCGGUACGGAAUGGCAACAGCACAAAUUAUCAUUAGCUUCACAAGGAAUCGAUCUCUGA